CACAUUGCCUCAGCUGUUGUCCGUUGGUUAUAAAACAUACAUAUAUUUCCAAAUUUCCAAUAAAUCCUGCCCGUUUGUUUUAUUAUAAAUAAAUACAUUUUUAUUAAAGAUCCCUUAGCCGGCAGGCAUAUUUCCUUCGCCAGUUGAUAAACUCUCCAAUAAUUGAAAUGCAGAAGCAACCAACAGGGAAAGGCGGUUUCUUUCCAUACUUCAAGACUUACAAUGGGCGCAAAUUUGUCUUUUAUGCAGCCGGAACACUCACUGUUAGCUUAUUCGUUGGAAAUUUUAUUCCUCAGACAUUUGGUUUGUCAUAUUUCCAAGACUUCGUGCAAUGCUAUAAAAAUGGCAUAGCAGUACCAGUGCCAGAGGCAGUGGGGCAACGACUUCAGCAGGCUUUUGAUAAACUGGAAGUAGAUGGCUUUGAGCGUAAAUUUGUGAAACCCUUCAGUGUGUUUGGAUUCGAUCUCUUUCAAGCGGGUUCCACGAAAUAUAGCUUUGGCGCCGCUUUGGGCAUACCGGUAAACUAUGCCUAUGCUGACGCUAGCGAUAUUAAGCGUGCGGAUAUUCGUUUCCGGGAUCAGAAAAUUGACUGGAGUUCGCCUAGCGGACAGCUGCUAGAGCAGGCUAUUGUUCUGACCGAGGAUGAACAGAUCUUCGGGCUUAGCAAAGCUGUUCUACAAUUGCAAACCCAUCGCCUGCUUUUAAAUUCUAUCUUUCCCUGCGUUAAUUUUCUAAUGGUCUACACGAUGGGACACUAUUUGAACAUGCGUCUCAAUCUCUUCGCACGUCAUGGAAGUGUCCGCUUUGUUCUUUACUCCAUCUUGGGACUGUUUGGACUGGGCUCUUGGUCGUUUAUGAAGGAUUACAAUCAAGUAGCCACAGAUGCGAGUAUUGAUAAGAAACUGGCUAGUUUGGGUCCACAAUUUGUGGCCGCCGGCGUCAGCUACUACGACAAGCAGCUGAAAAAGAACAUGGCCCUCCGAGCAUUGAUUGGAGACAGUACAUACACGGCGCUGGGCAAUGAAAAUUAUAUGCUGAGGCAAAAAUCAAUGCCAUUGACAGCACGCAAAUCCUUCUUUGCCGAGCGGUGGCAGGAACUGCAGCAAGCCCAAAAGCCAGCCACGACAGAGACGCCUUAAAGAACAUAAUUGUUGAUCGGUUAUAUUUAUUGUAUAAGUUAUAUAGUACAACUAAUAUUUUAUACAUAUAUAUAUAUAUAUAUUUAUAUAUAGAUGGUUGUCUAUGCCAAAACCAUAAAA
Messenger RNA from Drosophila willistoni, 1259 nucleotides. RefSeq names its product transmembrane protein 177. NCBI's taxonomy places the organism in Eukaryota, Metazoa, Arthropoda, Insecta, Diptera, Drosophilidae. Bases 168 to 1139 code for a protein of 323 amino acids. The record is from RefSeq and is a predicted model, not a curated record. The transcript is spliced from 3 exons.